GAGUUUUCUGCAAACUCACAUUUUCGAAAAGAGAAUUUUUUCACUUUACAAAAAAUUUAUUAGCAAAACUUUGUCGCUAAGGUUAAGAAUUAUCUGUAAAAUUUAAAAUAAUAAAUGAAUUUAAUGAAUAAAUCCAUUUAAUUGUUUAACAAAUAAAAAGUGCAACUAAUCAAGUGUGUUCUAAAACGAAAAAAAUCAUUGAUUAUUAAAAAAAUCGGCUAGAAAAAGCCAAUGAAAAGAUACAAAAUUUUAUAAGUAUAGCAAAAAUAAUUUUUUUUGACUGAUGUGCUUGUUGUUGUUGGUGUUGGUAUUCAUGUGCUUCCACUGAAAGAGUUUUCAAAGAAAAGUCGACAAAAAAUGAUGAUAAAAAUACGUAAUCAUAAGUUUGAAAUAUAUUAAAAAAGUACGUUUUUUACAUUCUUCGCUCACAAAAUAUGCUGAUUUUGCAGAAAACCAAGAAAUAAGAUUUUCUACAACCAUUCGAUAUACAAGAGCUCCACAUAUUGUCUCCUCCUCAACUAAACGUCGAUAUCAAAAAAGUGCAAGCAGAUUUUUUUUAUAAUUUCUUUUUGAAAAAUAAAUUAUUUCACAAAAUUUAAAUAAAUUCUGGUAUAAUAUGCGUUAAAGAAACUUAUGAAAUAGAGUAAAGUGCUAAAAGUUUCAGCUGGUUAUAGUGAAUGAUUAGGCCAAGACAAAUGAAUAAAUAAAUUGAAAAUUUGUAUGUGUUAAGCAAAAAUAAAAAAGAAAAUUGUGCGAAAUGAAUAUGAAGAUUUUUCAAAGUGUGCAUGGGAAACAAAAAAUUAAAUUAAUUAAUUCUAUAUUAAUGCAUAAUAAUUGUACAACAGCCAAUAUUAUUAGUAAAUGUAACAAGCCCUUAUUAAUUAAUAGUUUAAAUAAAAAUUCAACAAAAAAUUUAUAUUAUAUUCAACAAAUUAUAGAACAAUUAUCUUUAAGUAAUGGUAAAAAUUUAAUAAAAUUUUGUUAAGAACCAAAAAAAAAAAGCAAAAUAUAUAAAAACAAAAGAAAAACUUAAAAAACAAAUACAAGCGAACGGAAAAUAAAACGAAAACUUAAAAACUUAAAAGAAAACAAGUGAAAAUUUCCCUAAAGAAAGAAAAAAAAAAACAUUUUUAAUACAAGAAAACCCUAAAAAGCUUUAAAAACUUUUAAAUUAAAAAAAAAAAAAAAAAACAUAAAUUGUCUUAAAUUAAAAGAGCGCUAAAUAAAACGCCCUUUAAAUAAAAAUUGUCAUCAACGUGUUGCUAAACGUAAUGCAUUCAGUUCAAAGUGUUACUAAACAAUCAAAGCUUAGUAGAAGACAACGAAGACGUCAACGUUAUUGUAAAGCGUACACCACAGCAGCAGCCGCUACAGCAUCAUCUUCAUCAUCAUCAGCAUACGCUUCAAAGCCACACAUUAGUGGUUAUAAAGUUGCAAAAGCCUACCGAUAUACAGUUCCUAUAGUACACGGCAUUGUAGUAUCCAAUCUAUCAUUGGUAUUGCUACAAAAAGAAUAUAUAGAACAAUUCUAUUUUGAAAAACGUAGCGGCGGAGGAGGACCAGAUCCAGAUGCGAAUGCCGAUCUUUAUCGGCAUUUGAAAACUACAAAACAAAUUCACUGCACGGCAAAGACUAUAGCUGAAUAUCAACAUUUACCAUUGCUACGUUUUGGAUGAUUGAUAAAAUCAAGCUUAAUAUGUGUUAAAUGACAGGAAUAUUAUUGCAAAUUAAAUUCUCUGAAAAAAGUCAAUUAUAAUAAAAUUUAUAAAACUUACGCUCAAGGUGGUCUCCCAACAGCGGAGAAGAUAUGGUAUAUUGCUCCUUUAAAACAACAGCAGCAGCCUCAAUUUAAAAGAAGACGUUUAAAAACUCAUACUCGCAAACGUUAAUAUACAUCAUCACCCCCUGCCCCGCCCCCCCCCACAAAAACAACCAACUAACCCUAAGGUGUUGAAAAUCUAUAUGUAAUUGUUACAUUAGAAAACCUGGCUCUAGACGGAAGUAGUUAUAUCAAAUAUCUGCUAAGAUAUAAUCAAAUAUUGUAUUAUUAUUACUAUUGAUGGGGUUUAUAUUUAGUUAGAAAACCAACAUACAUAUAAAACGUUUUGCUUAUUGUUUAGGUUUUUAUUUCAAACGUCGUUGUGAUCUACUUUUUUUUUAUUUGUUUAAUCAAAAUGGAACUCAGUCAACCAAGAAUAUUGUUAAUUUCUAUUAAGCAAAUAGAAUAUGAAAGUAAUAACAGUUGUGAAUACAAUAUGAGCCGAGUUUGCCACAUUGCUCAUGUACGGGAUGUUACAGGAGCUAAGAAACUGCGAAGCUGACAUUAUCUACUACUAUACGAUGAAGAUGAUGCCAUUAUAUAGGAUCAACUAAAUAAAUAAAUUAAAAAAAAAAAAACUAAAUAAAAUAAAACGAAAAAUCAA
Messenger RNA from Lucilia sericata (common green bottle fly), 2423 nucleotides. RefSeq lists its product as uncharacterized. The record is from RefSeq and is a predicted model, not a curated record. Bases 1272 to 1676 code for a protein of 134 amino acids. NCBI's taxonomy places the organism in Eukaryota, Metazoa, Arthropoda, Insecta, Diptera, Calliphoridae. The transcript is spliced from 2 exons.